AUGCCUUCGCUGAACAUUGACCCAAGCCUGUUGCCGUUGCUGGUCGACCUCCCGGCUGGGACGCCUCCGAAGGGAGUCGAGGCCAACUUCGAAAACCCUUUUACUUUGGCUCCUCUCGUUCACUCGAUUGGUUCCAUCUUUGUAUUUAUCAUGCUUUGCUUUGUUACGGCGCGGUUUUACUACAAGAUAUUUCUUAUUCGACGCUAUACAUGGGAUGAUUUGACCUGUCUAAUAGCAACGCUAGGCACAAUCGAACAGCUGAUCACGGCCAGUAUAAUCUCUAAAGCCGGAGCCGGCACUCAUCAGUGGGAUCUGAAAAUAGGUCAGAUAAUUACCAACGACUUCUUAAUUGGGGGCGCCGCCUUCGUCGUAUCAACAUUGCCAACCAUGAUGUUUGCAAAGCUCACAUUCUUCAUAUUCUACCUCCAGAUAUUUCGACCACGGCCAGCCCUCGCGCGCUGGAUCUGGGCUGGCGCACUGGUCUCCACAGGCUUCUAUAUUGCCACUUCGAUAGUGCAAUUUUACUACCUGAUACCCGGAGCUGGGCAAACAUGGAUCAGCAAGAUCGAUCUGAAUCCAAACAGCCCGUCGGCCACAGUGGGAAUAGUUACUGCGUGCUUUGGCAUGGCAAGCGAUUUCUAUUUAUUCUUUUUGGCUGCAGCGGGAAUAUGGCAGCUACAAAUGCAGAAAGAACGCAAGCUGGGAAUCAUUGGUGUAUUUGCAACCGGGCUGUUAGCCUGUAUAGUUAGUAUCGUGGCUCUUAUUUACCGGCUCCAGUCGAAAAACGGUUUGGAUGGAACCUACCAGUUAUUGCGCCCCAUCUUGCUCAUCAUUAUUGAACUCGCCGUCGGCGUCUCCUGCUCCUGCAUGCCCUCGGUUGGGAACUUGACCAAACGCUAUUCUAAACAAUUCUCUGGUCUCACGUCUUAUUUCUCACUACUUCGAAGUCGAACAUACCGUCGAGGUAGUUCCCGCGAUGAGAGAAGUCAGCCGGAGGAAUACAGCGGCCUGCGUGGUACAGGGGACAGCAAUAUUCAUGUGGACCAGUCAGCGCAAUACUCCAAGCUCGAGGGAGGGGAGCUUAUGCAGUUGCAACCUGUCGUGACUUCAGGCAAUCGGAGUAGGAAAUGGGAAAUGGAGGCGGCUGUGAUCAAUGUGCAACAGGACGUCCUCCAGACUCGGGAGCCUCGACCCGUUCAUGACUCUAGAAAAUGA
This is a messenger RNA of Venustampulla echinocandica, 1215 nucleotides long. RefSeq lists its product as uncharacterized. The coding region runs from base 1 to 1215 and encodes 404 amino acids. Lineage: Eukaryota; Fungi; Ascomycota; Leotiomycetes; Helotiales; Pleuroascaceae. The record is from RefSeq and is a predicted model, not a curated record. The transcript has 7 exons.